This is a messenger RNA of Prosopis cineraria, 942 nucleotides long. Its product is annotated as protein C2-DOMAIN ABA-RELATED 4-like. The record is from RefSeq and is a predicted model, not a curated record. The transcript has 3 exons. NCBI's taxonomy places the organism in Eukaryota, Viridiplantae, Streptophyta, Magnoliopsida, Fabales, Fabaceae. The coding region runs from base 202 to 702 and encodes 166 amino acids.
GCCUUACAGGUCAAUCAAGUUUCCCACUCGUCAAACCCCUAAUAUCAGCAUUGCCCUUUUUUAAAGUUAUUGUCCUUAUCGAUUCAGCGUGGAUUGUUGCCAAUUUCGUUUCAGCAAAACACACAGAUUGAACGGGAUGAAACGAGUGGAAAAUUGAAUGUAGAGAGAGCGUAGGGGAGACCAGAAUUUCUCCGGACACCCAUGGAAAACUUCAUCGGCCUUCUAAGGAUUCGAGUCAAGCGCGGCGUGAACCUAGCCGUUCGUGAUGUUCGUAGCAGCGAUCCUUACGUCGUCGUCAAGAUGGGCAAACAGAGACUAAAGACCCGGGUGAUAAAGAAAGAUGUAAAUCCUGAGUGGAACGAAGACCUGACGCUUUCAGUAACAGAACCGGAUCGUCCAAUAAAAUUGACGGUGUAUGACCACGACACGUUCAGCAAAGAUGACAAAAUGGGCGAAGCGGAGUUUGAGAUAAGGCCGUUUAUAGAAGCGGUGCAUAUGAAGUUGGAAGGGCUGCCGAGUGGGACGGUGAUAAGAAGAGUGAACCCAUGCAGGCAAAACUGUUUGGCGGAUGAGAGCUGCAUUACGUACAGCGAGGGCAAGAUUGUGCAAGAUUUGGUGCUCAGAUUGCGCAAUGUUGAAUGUGGUGAAGUAGAAAUCCAGCUGGAAUGGAUCCGCAUUCCUUCUACUUCCCGUUCUCUUUAGGACUCAUUGCUAUCUAUUUUCCUCCGGAUUUGUACCCUGGCUAGACCUUUUGUUUUCUGUUCCUCGGUCCCCUGCUAUUUGUCCCUGUAUCUAUUUUCUGCCCUGUUUUCCCCCUCCCCAUCAAUUUCCUUCUCUGCAUGGAGCUCUGCAUGCUUUUAAACGCGUUUUUGUUGCUCAAUGUAUGACUCCUUCUCUAGACAAAUGGUGGAUAACGAGCAAAUAUUUUUUGGGUGGAUAGAA